AUGGCGAUAAUGAUGAUCAAGAAUCAUGUAAGAUCGAUAAGCUUACCUUCAAGAACUCAUCCUAGCACAGCAGCGAUCGAGGAUUCGCUCGAUAAACUUCUUAUCACUAUGAGCACGAAGACAAUGACGUCAUCAGAACCGGUAUACUCCGGUUUAGAAGGUUUAGAGGAUCUCUACGAGUGUACGGAGGAGUUUCUGAAGAUGGGUUCAACGCAACGUGUCUUGUCGUCUAAUGACGAGAGAAGGAAGAUGAAAGAAGAGUUUAUGGAGGAAAUGCUUGAUGGUUCGUUGAAGCUAAUGGAUAUAUGCAACGUAUCUAGGGAUCUCAUGGUUGAGACUCAUGAGCACGUUCUUGGUCUUCAGUCUUGUGUAAGGAGAAGGAAAGAUGUCGAUUUCUCGGGCUAUGUCGGGUUUAGGAAGAACAUGAGGAAAGAAGUGAAGAAGCUUCUUGGAUCCUUGAAGAACAUUAAUGUAGGGUUAGUGCAUGGUCGUUAUCAAGACUGUGAUGUUCAUUUCUUGGCCGUGAUUCAUGCAAUGAGACGUGUUAUUUCGAUGACCAUUUCGGUCUUGAAGUCAUUCUUGGAGUUCUUGUCGGGACGACAGAACGGCAACGACAUGAGGAGCAAGUUGGCUUUGGUCCUCAUGAACAAGAAAUUUCAUGAUCACGAUAAGGUGGUCAAACACGAGUUGGAGGAUGUAGACUCAGCAAUUUUUAGAGAUUCUUGCUCGCAUGAGGAUCUGAAUAAGAAGCUUGAGGAGCUUGAGAUAUGGAUUGGAAGGUUCGAGAAGAAUCUAGAAGGAUUGUUUCGAGGGUUGAUUAGAACACGAGCCUCGCUUCUCAACAUAAUCUCUCAAUAG
Messenger RNA from Arabis nemorensis, 858 nucleotides. The record is from the annotation of a GenBank genome assembly. Lineage: Eukaryota; Viridiplantae; Streptophyta; Magnoliopsida; Brassicales; Brassicaceae.